ACCCAACACGGAAGUGACGGCUCGCAUUCGCAGAAAGCGUUGUUUUGCUUCAUCUUCAGCUAACUUUCAGCCAAGUAGACACCUCUUUCACACUCAAACUUCAAAAUGUCUUCAGACUUUGAAGCCUACGAACAGGACUUUGGAACCCUGACAGCAGAAAUAACAAACAAAAUUGGAAGGAUUCCCAAAUUAGGUGGAAAGGAGAAGACACAGCUGGUUCUAAAUGUCGACAAACAGCUUGAAGAAGUCAGAGAAUUGAUGGAGCAGAUGGAUCUGGAGGUGCGUGAGAUCCCCAUCCAGAGCAGAGGCAUGUACCAGAGCAGACUGAAGAGCUACAAGGGGGAGAUGGAGAAGCUGGAGAAAGACUUUAAAAGGUCACGUAUCGCCUACAGUGAUGACGUGCGGAACGAGCUCCUGGGGGAAGACGCUGGCUUCUCGGAGAGUCAGAGAGCACAUCUGUUGGACAACACAGAGAAGCUGGAAAGGUCAUCUCGGAGGCUGGAAGCUGGCUACCAGAUAGCAGUGGAAACCGAACAAGUGGGCCAAGAGAUCCUGGCUAACUUGCACAGUGACCGCGAGAAGAUCCAGAGAUCCAGAGACCGGCUGAGAGAGACCGACGCCAACCUGGGCAAGAGCUCCCGCAUCCUAACGGGAAUGCUGAGAAGAAUCAUCCAGAACCGAGUCCUGGUCUUCGUCCUCGGUGCCACCAUCCUCCUCACCAUCAUUCUGGCCAUCUAUUUCAAUGUGCGAGGGCACUGAUCUCACACACACACACGCACUCUGUCACACACACACACACAAAACACGCACCCGCAUGAUUAAUAGCGACAAAAGUGUUUGCUCUGGAGUAAUUAGAACAAAUGGUGCCCAUGAAUCACUCUUUCUGGGCCCUGACAGGGGUCUCUCUCUCUCUCACUCGCUUUCUCUCUGAGACAGCCCCCCUCUGUGUCUUUUAUUGCUAUUGAUAAUAUUCAUGGUGUCGUCGUCACUGGACUGCGUUUAGCGUUGGAGAUCUAUCUUCUCCCUGGGUAGAGAGGGCCUGUAGGGGAUUUAAAAAGUCUAGACGGGUUCAAAUAUGUACAACUUCCUACUGUUGUUCAUUUGCCAUGUCCAUGGUCUGACCUAAGGUGUUUGAGGGUCCCAUUUCUGUGUGUGUGUGUGUGUGUGUGUGUGUGUGUGUGUGUGUGUGUGUGUGUGUGUGUGUGUGUGUGUGUGUGUGUGUGUGUGUGUGUGUGUGUGUGUGUGUGUGUGUGUGUGUGUGUGUGUGUGUGUGUGUGUGUGUGUGUGUGUGUGUGUGUGUGUGUACGCGGAGCUUUUCUCUCCCUCUGUCAGACCAACUUUCAACACAUCUAGUCUAUUAAGCGCUCGACUCAACUCUUUUGUGUGCAAGAUUAACAUGGGGGCCUACUAUAUGAAUGUAUCCAGCCUACUGACAUGUAGCUCCUAGCUAUCCUCUUUUAUGAACAGCACAAAGGACAGUGCCUUCAAAUAAGAAGUGGUUUUCAGAGUCACCUUUUUCUUUGUUGGCACGGUUGGGCCCGAAUGUUAGAUAUGGAAGAUAUAUACAACCCAUAGAAAAUGCAUGAACAAGUUUGCUUCUGUUUUAGCUCAAGGAAGGAAAAUCCCCCCUUUUAUCCACCCUCGUCACAUUACUGACUCCUAUCACUGUUAUCUGACUGUAAGGGAUCUUAAUAGUGUCCAGACUCCAUUUUGUUUUUACACACAAGACAUUAAUGGAGAAUUGAUAAUAGUAGGCAACAUACUGUUCCAAACAGGUGUACAUACUAUUGUAGAAAAAUGUUUUUGGGGAGAGGGGGGGGUUUCAACAGCAAUUAUAUUUAUUUAUAAACAUUGUUUUAGAAUUGAUGAUAGAUUUUGGGGUUUAGCGUUAAAGAUUAUGUGACCAAUCGUCUUUGGCCGGCGAAUGACAUUUUUUAUUAUAUAUAUAUAUUUUUUUAACCUUUAUUUAACUAGGCAAGUCAGUCAAGAACAAAUUCUUAUUUCAAUGACGGCCUCGGAACAGUGGGUUAACUGCCUGUUCAGAGGCAGAACAACA
Oncorhynchus gorbuscha (pink salmon) is the source of this 2056-nucleotide messenger RNA. RefSeq names its product vesicle transport through interaction with t-SNAREs homolog 1A-like. The record is from RefSeq and is a predicted model, not a curated record. Gene Ontology annotation, cellular component: endoplasmic reticulum membrane; SNARE complex; ER to Golgi transport vesicle membrane. Gene Ontology annotation, molecular function: SNARE binding; SNAP receptor activity. Bases 106 to 759 code for a protein of 217 amino acids. NCBI's taxonomy places the organism in Eukaryota, Metazoa, Chordata, Actinopteri, Salmoniformes, Salmonidae. The transcript is spliced from 8 exons. Gene Ontology annotation, biological process: intracellular protein transport; intra-Golgi vesicle-mediated transport; Golgi to vacuole transport.